CCCCGCCCCGCCCCCUCCUUCUCUCUCAUCUUUGACUUAGACUCACACGCAAAACCAAACCAGUAAUCAUCAUCAUCAUAGAGCUUCAAACUCUCCAAAUCUUUUCCUUCCACUUUCUACUCCUCCUCCUUCCCUUCUGCAACCCCAUUAUUCAGUACUUCUUCAAUCACUUUAUAUAUAGCUCCGUAAAUCCUUUUCUGGGAUACUUCUACUUCUUCCUCCUAAAAUACGCAGACCCAGCUCGGCGAUGGGCGGAAUGCUCCGCCACCGCCGCAGUCAGACGCAGCCUUCGUUUGCCACGGUAACCGCCGUGGUUUUCCUCCUAUUCGCCUCGUCUUCCGCCUUCAGCCUCUGCCCGACCCGGCAACUUGGUGGGGGAGUGAGGGAGGAGGGAGAAGAAGGGAGGCGGCCAAGCGGGUGGAAAUUUUGGGGGAGAGUGCUAAUGACUCAGAAGCGACUCAGCUUGCCGGGAUCGUCGCCACCUACGUGCAGAUCCAAGUGCGGGAGUUGCAGCCCCUGUAAGGCGGUUCACGUGCCGAUUCAACCCGGUUUUAGCGUGCCGUUGGAGUACUACCCGGAGGCUUGGCGAUGCAAGUGUGGAAACAAGCUGUUCAUGCCGUAGAGAGAAUUGAAUUUGAGGAACAAAGCAAAGCGAAUAUGCACAGAGACAACACAAAUUUCAAGUCUUUACUUUGAUUAUAUAUACUGAUCGUAUGUAUAAUAUCUACUCAUGCUGUCAUGUGAUGAGAUGAGAGACAGAACGUUGGAAAUGUAAGUUUUGGUUUAAGCACUCUCUCUCUCUCUUGUUCAUGAGUACUUUCUUUCUUUCUUUCUUUUUGUGUUUUUCCACUUGCAUCAGUGCGAAUGAUAUUAUGAGAGGAAGAUUGGAGUGAAAGCUGUAAACUGAGAUGAGCUUCUUUCUUUAGGAGGAAAAGAUGGAAAACUGUAAUGUGUCACUAUGAUCAGUAUAUUUGCUUUUUUGGUUUUU
Molecule: messenger RNA, 988 nt
Organism: Diospyros lotus (date-plum)
Lineage: Eukaryota; Viridiplantae; Streptophyta; Magnoliopsida; Ericales; Ebenaceae
Product: EPIDERMAL PATTERNING FACTOR-like protein 5
Exons: 2
Coding region: 248-622 (124 amino acids)
Biological process (GO): stomatal complex development; guard cell differentiation
Source: RefSeq, a predicted model, not a curated record